Messenger RNA from Penicillium angulare, 1794 nucleotides. RefSeq names its product WD40 repeat domain-containing protein. Gene Ontology annotation, biological process: positive regulation of ubiquitin protein ligase activity; positive regulation of anaphase-promoting complex-dependent catabolic process; anaphase-promoting complex-dependent catabolic process. Gene Ontology annotation, cellular component: anaphase-promoting complex. Bases 1 to 1794 code for a protein of 597 amino acids. Lineage: Eukaryota; Fungi; Ascomycota; Eurotiomycetes; Eurotiales; Aspergillaceae. The transcript has 3 exons. The record is from RefSeq and is a predicted model, not a curated record. Gene Ontology annotation, molecular function: protein binding; ubiquitin ligase activator activity; anaphase-promoting complex binding.
AUGGGGGACCGACCUCAGGACACCGACGCAGGUGUGAAGAGCGGGCGAUCAGCAACAGGAAAAGCAACCACUCGGUCACAAGCUGCGAAUUUUGUUUCGCCCCCCGGAUCCAAAACACCACCGAGUAUGCCGAGCAAGAGAACAAUCUUAUAUCCGGAUAAUACGGGCAAUCAGCCUCGUGAAUUGGAGGGGUCGGAGCCGGUAGAUUCGGUCGCGCUGACCAAGGCGCUAAAGGAUUUCGAGGGUGCUGGACGACAGAGGGAAAUCACACCAGGAACAAGUCCGUGUCGAAAGAGACAACGGGUCUAUGGCGAUCGUUUCAUUCCAAAUCGUGAUGGACAAGAUCUUCAAGCAACGUAUAGUUUGCUUCAUGAGGAUGGAUGUCCGUCCACACCAUCAAAGACAAAGAGACGAGCCCCUCACUCAGAGCUUCAUUUCCAGAAGACUGAGGAGGCAAAUCGAACAUUCUCGCGUGUGUUGCGAAGCGAGCUGUUUGGGAAUACAGUUCCUCAGCCCGAUCUCCUUUCAACAAUAUCCGACCCUUUAAUUGGAUUGAGUGGCAUCAACGACAAAACAAGAUCACAUACACCACCUUCCCUUCUUUCCGCCAACCUUCCGCCCGCCAGUAUCACCCCUUCAACCCCACACAAGAACCUUUUCAAUUAUGGCCCAAGUCGGCCCGGAUCUAAUCAUCCGACACCUUCGAAAACUCCCCGAAGUGCCCAUGGUCCGAAUCUCGAUGUCCGUUCUGAACUUUACAGUUUGUCACCUAUUCGAUACGAUAGUGCGCGAAUCCUUGAAACUCCACGCAAGCAACCCCGAUACGUGAACAAGGUGCCUUACAAGGUCCUUGAUGCUCCAGAUCUCCAGGAUGACUUCUACCUCAACCUUGUGGAUUGGGGCAGCAGUAAUGUUUUGGGCGUGGGUUUAGCCAAUUCAGUCUACAUGUGGAACUCUCAAUCUGGACGAGUCACCAAGCUUUGUGAGCUCAAGGAUGAUACAGUAACCAGUGUCAAUUGGAUACAAAGAGGUACUCAUCUUGCCAUCGGAACAGGCAAGGGAUUAGUACAGAUCUGGGAUGCCGAACACUGUCGCCGGUUACGCACAAUGAUCGGCCAUACGAAUCGUGUUGGUGCUCUAGCAUGGAAUGACCACAUUCUCACCUCAGGAUCUCGCGAUCGCCUCAUUUACCAUCGUGAUGUCCGUUCUCCGGAUCAAUACAUCCGGAAGUUAUCUGGCCACAAGCAGGAGGUCUGCGGUUUGAAAUGGAACACUGAGGAUGGACAGUUAGCAUCUGGUGGCAACGACAACAAGUUGAUGGUUUGGGACAAGCUGAAUGAGACUCCCUUGUAUCGCUUUUCGGAUCAUUGUGCCGCUGUGAAAGCCAUUGCAUGGUCGCCUCACCAACAUCAUCUGCUUGCAUCAGGUGGGGGUACCGCAGAUCGUACAAUCAAGUUCUGGAAUACAUCAACUGGAUCGAUGAUCAAAGAAGUGGACACUGGAAGUCAGGUCUGCAACCUUUCAUGGUCCAAAACUUCAGAUGAGAUUAUUAGUACCCACGGAUACAGCCAGAAUCAGAUUGUCAUCUGGAAGUAUCCUCGUAUGGAGCAGAUUGUCUCACUUACAGGCCACACGUUCCGUGUAUUGUACCUCGCAAUGAGUCCCGAUGGUCAAACGGUUGUGACGGGUGCCGGUGAUGAGACGCUCCGAUUCUGGAAGAUCUUCGACAAACGAGCUACAAGAGAGUCACGACGAGAAGGCAGCAAAUUGUCAGAAUGGGGCACCAUUCGCUAA